This is a messenger RNA of Lycium barbarum (goji berry), 594 nucleotides long. RefSeq lists its product as uncharacterized. The coding region runs from base 1 to 594 and encodes 197 amino acids. The transcript has a single exon. The record is from RefSeq and is a predicted model, not a curated record. NCBI's taxonomy places the organism in Eukaryota, Viridiplantae, Streptophyta, Magnoliopsida, Solanales, Solanaceae.
AUGUCGAAUAGUACUGGUACUGCUGCUACGAAUAAUACUUAUGUUCCUCAAUCCCAUGUUGCUUUUCAUGAGGACGAUUACACGCAUCCUUGCCAUCCACUAUAUGUUCAUCCAUCAGAUGUGCUAGGAAACUCUUUGGUUUCGGUGCCAUUUGAUGGAACUUGCUAUGGUAGUUGGAAAAGGAACAUCCUUGUAGCUUUAUCCAUUGGAAACAAGUUAGAUUUUAUAGAUGCUAACUCUCAGAGUCCUCCUGAGGACUCUCCUCUGAUUCGACAAUGGCAAAGGUGUAAUGAUCUAGCAGUUUCAUGGUUGACAAAUUCGAUGACUAAAGAAAUAGCUCGCAGUGUUGAGUAUUCUGUGUCUGCUAGGGAUAUUUGGGCUGAAUUAGAAGAAAGGUAUGGUCAAACGGAUGCUGCUAAGGUUUUUGAGCUAAAGAAAGAGCUGGCUCAUAUAUCGCAGGGUUCUCUUGAUGUGGCUUCUUAUUUCAAUAAGAUCAAGCAACUCUGGGAUGAAAUUGCUUCUUUAUCUGUUAGUAAAGCCCAUAGUUGCACUUGUGAGGCUAAAUCUAAAUAUGCCAAGGAUGAGGAUGUUUAG